This is a messenger RNA of Nematolebias whitei (Rio pearlfish), 544 nucleotides long. RefSeq names its product small vasohibin binding protein. NCBI's taxonomy places the organism in Eukaryota, Metazoa, Chordata, Actinopteri, Cyprinodontiformes, Rivulidae. The record is from RefSeq and is a predicted model, not a curated record. Gene Ontology annotation, biological process: protein secretion; negative regulation of protein ubiquitination. Gene Ontology annotation, cellular component: apical part of cell. The transcript has 3 exons. Bases 110 to 310 code for a protein of 66 amino acids.
UCAAGCGUCACUGUUCAACACGGACGUUUUUAUCGGUGACACCGAGUCUGAAGCUGCGCUACGUUUUGUUUUUAGCUGUAUAUCAUUUGCUGGCCCAGUGAGUGUCAGGAUGGAGCCCACCUGCCGUAAGGACAAACCCAAGCUGAACUCCACCCCAACCAGAGGAGACCGAGCCAAGCACAAGUCCGCUCAGCAGGAGCUGAAGCAGAAACAGAGGGCUGAGAUAUAUGCUCUGAACAAAGUGAUGACGGAGCUGGAGCAGCAGCAGUUUGAGUCCUUCUGCAAACAGAUGCAGUCACAAGGAGACUGAUGGUCAUGCUGACGUGUCCUUUUUAUCUGUCACUGUUACAGACGUCAAAUCACAGUUUGUUGUAGCUGUACAUGCAUUUAUUUGUACGCUGACGGUUCAGAACAGUUAUUACAGCUGAUACUGCUCCCAGAACAGGUGCUUGUUUUAUUUAACUGCAUUUUGUUUUAACUGCCGCAACAGGAAAAAUAAAGACAAAACGUUCUAAACCUCAAACAAAUUGGUUGGUUCAAAAAA